Messenger RNA from Nerophis ophidion (straightnose pipefish), 2888 nucleotides. RefSeq names its product voltage-dependent L-type calcium channel subunit alpha-1D-like. The record is from RefSeq and is a predicted model, not a curated record. Gene Ontology annotation, cellular component: voltage-gated calcium channel complex; membrane. Gene Ontology annotation, biological process: calcium ion import across plasma membrane. Bases 50 to 2836 code for a protein of 928 amino acids. The transcript is spliced from 23 exons. Lineage: Eukaryota; Metazoa; Chordata; Actinopteri; Syngnathiformes; Syngnathidae. Gene Ontology annotation, molecular function: high voltage-gated calcium channel activity.
UAACUUUUCUCACGAUGUGUCUUGCAGUUUGUUCAGCGUGGUCCUGGAGAUGAUGACCAAAGACGGCGAGUCAAGCGGCCAAUCAGGAGGCAAACCUGGGGGCUUUGACGUCAAGGCCCUGCGAGCCUUCCGUGUGCUCCGCCCCCUUCGCCUUGUCUCAGGAGUUCCCAGUCUCCAGGUGGUGUUGAACUCCAUCAUCAAAGCCAUGGUUCCUCUGCUGCACAUCGCUCUGCUGGUCCUCUUCGUCAUCAUCAUCUACGCCAUCAUCGGGCUGGAACUCUUCAUCGGCAAACUGCAUGCUACCUGUUAUACCAUCAAGACAGGUGUGCUGGCAGAAGAAGAGCCGAGGCCGUGUGGCGUGUCAGGAAAUGGCCGCCAUUGUGCGCUGAACACCAGCGUGUGCAGAGAAGGCUGGCAAGGUCCCAACAACGGCAUCACCAACUUUGACAACUUCCUCUUUGCCAUGCUCACUGUCUUCCAGUGCAUCACCAUGGAGGGCUGGACCGACGUGCUCUACUGGAUGAACGACGCAAUGGGCUUUGAGCUGCCGUGGGUCUACUUUGUCACUCUGGUCAUCUUUGGAUCCUUCUUUGUUCUGAACUUGGUCCUGGGAGUCCUCAGUGGAGAGUUCUCCAAAGAGCGGGAGAAGGCCAAGGCGCGAGGUGACUUCCAGAAGCUCCGUGAGAAGCAGCAGCUGGAAGAAGACCUCAAAGGUUACCUGGACUGGAUCACGCAGGCCGAGGACAUGGACCCCGACAACGAGGACCAGGGAGACGAGGAAGGCAAGCGCAAAAUGAGUGUUCCCAGCAGUGAGACAGAGUCCAUGACCACAGAUCAUCACAGUGACAAAGAUAAGAAGUGGCUGUGCUGUUCUCCUCUCUGUCGCCAGGGGCGCCGCUGGAACCGCCUGUGGCGCAGGAAGUGUCGGGUGGCGGUGAAGUCUGCGGUCUUCUACUGGAUGGUCAUCGUCUUGGUCUUCCUCAACACGCUCACCAUUGCCUCCGAGCACCACCAGCAAGCCCAAUGGCUCACUCGCCUUCAAGACGGCGCCAACAAAGUCCUGCUGGCCAUGUUCACGCUGGAGAUGCUGCUGAAGAUGUACAGUUUGGGGCUGCAGGCCUACUUGGUGUCUCUGUUCAACCGCUUCGACUGCUUCGUGGUGUGCGGCGGCCUGGUGGAGACCGUCCUGGUGGAGCUGGCCAUCAUGUCUCCGCUCGGCAUCUCCGUCUUGCGCUGCGUCCGCCUGCUGAGGAUCUUCAAGGUCACGCGCCACUGGGCGUCUCUGAGCAACCUGGUGGCCUCGCUGCUCAACUCCAUGAAGUCCAUCGCCUCCUUGCUGCUGCUCCUCUUCCUCUUCAUCAUCAUCUUCUCCCUGCUGGGCAUGCAGCUCUUUGGGGGCAAGUUCAACUUUGACCAGACCCUCACCAAACGCAGCACCUUCGACAACUUCCCCCAGGCUCUCCUCACCGUCUUCCAGAUCCUGACGGGAGAGGACUGGAACAUGGUGAUGUACGACGGCAUCAUGGCCUACGGUGGUCCCGCCUCCUCGGGAAUGGUGGUCUGCAUUUACUUCAUCAUCCUCUUCGUCUGCGGCAACUACAUCCUGCUCAACGUCUUCUUGGCCAUCGCCGUGGACAACCUGGCCGACGCCCAGAGUCUCAACACGGCCCAGGAGGAGGAGGAGGAGGCCAGGAAGAGGAGGAAGAAGGAACUGAUGCUGCUGCACACUGUGGACCACAUGCAGGUGUCGGUGGAGGAGGAAGAAGAAGUGGGUUCUGCCUUCAAGUCUUCAGCGAGGCCACGCCCCAAAAGGCUGUCUGAGCUGUCCAUCAAGGAGAAGACUCCGCCCAUCCCAGACGGCAGCGCCUUCUUCAUCUUCAGCAGCACCAACCCGUUGCGAGUGAGAUGUCACCAGCUGAUCCACCACCACAUCUUCACCAACCUCAUCUUGGUCUUCAUCAUGCUCAGUUCUGUUUCUCUGGCUGCUGAGGACCCCAUACGCACUACCUCUGCCCGGAAUACUAUCCUGGGUUAUUUGGACUACGCCUUCACCGCCAUCUUUACUGUGGAGAUCAUCUUCAAGAUGACAGCAUUUGGAGCUUUUCUUCAUGAAGGAGCUUUUUGUCGCAAUUACUUCAACCUGCUGGACCUUCUGGUGGUGGGCGUGUCCCUCAUCUCCUUUGGGGUCCAGUCUUCUGCCAUCUCCGUGGUCAAGAUCCUGCGGAUACUCAGAGUCCUGCGACCCCUCAGGGCCAUCAACCGAGCCAAAGGCCUCAAGCAUGUAGUCCAGUGUGUGUUUGUGGCCAUCAGGACAAUAGGUAACAUCAUGAUCGUCACCACGCUGCUGCAGUUCAUGUUUGCCUGCAUUGGAGUGCAGCUCUUCAAGGGCAAGUUUUAUCGCUGCACUGAUGAUGCCAAGUCCAGUCCUGAGGAGUGCAAAGGAACCUACAUCCUGUACAACCUUGGCAACACGGCACUUCCUGUCAUCAAGGAGAGGGUGUGGCACAACAGCGACUUUAACUUUGACAACGUCCUGAUGGCCAUGAUGGCGCUCUUCACCGUGUCCACCUUUGAAGGAUGGCCCACUCUGUUGUACCAGGCCAUGGACUCCAGCAAGGAGAACUUGGGUCCGAUCUACAACAACCGUGUGGAGAUCUCCAUCUUCUUCAUCAUCUACAUCAUCAUCAUCGCCUUCUUCAUGAUGAACAUCUUCGUGGGCUUCGUCAUCGUCACCUUCCAGGACCAAGGAGAGAAGGAGUACAAGAACUGUGAGCUGGACAAGAACCAGUCCAUCACUACAUCAGAGAAGUUCUCCACUAGAGCCUGCUGGUACUAACCCGAAGUCUGGAGAACUUGGCAUCAGGAAGGACAUCUUGCACCCAUCAUGG